Messenger RNA from Schistosoma spindalis, 1488 nucleotides. NCBI's taxonomy places the organism in Eukaryota, Metazoa, Platyhelminthes, Trematoda, Strigeidida, Schistosomatidae. The record is from the annotation of a GenBank genome assembly.
AACGACCCGGGCUGUUUGGUAUGGAUGUAACAGCGUGGGAACUCGAACAAAUAAUCGGUGCGGCUUCGUCUGAAAAGGUCAAAUAUGGGAAGCGGAAAGCCGAAUACAGUCCUUUAAAGGAAAAGAACAAACGUUUAAAAGCUGAGAACUCGGUUUCAAACCAUGAAAAAGUUGUCGAAACGCCAGCUACAAAGUGUGCUAUUGAAGAGCACAAGCCUGCAACAAAUGACUUAAGAAAUUCUGUCAUUUAUAAAGAAAUACAAAGUAUUUUAGAACAUCGUAACAAAUGCACAUUAAAAAUCCACGGACUGCCUGCCAAAACAACUAUAAAUGAAUUAGAAAAACUGGCUCCGGAAGCAAAAGCCUAUCGUUUACCAUGGAUAACUCGUCUUUACCGAUGCCAUGGAUUCGCCUUCCUGGAGUUCGAAUCAGAGGAACAAGCUUUGAUGCAUAGAGAAAGACUUCACAAAAAGCCUUAUGGGAACAAAAAUUUAUUCGCCAGUGUUGGGAAGUUCAUCUCAGAAUGUAUUGACGACUAUGAUUGCAAAAUGCUUGUCCUUUAUGGAGUAAAUUACAAUGUUAAAAAAGGUGAAAUAGCAAGAAAAUUUCCGUCUUCCACUAAUAUAUCAUUCGAUAAAACUAGUCACUUAAAUGCUAGACAUAAACCUGGCGUCGCUUACUUGACUUUUGCAUCAGAAGAAGAUGCUGUGAAUGCCAUAAAAUGUAGACAUGGUUGCUUAUUAAGAGGUCGAAAAGUAUCCGUUCUUUUCCACACAAAGCAACAAGAAAAAAGCAAGAAUUGUCUUUUAGUUCGUGGCUUAAGUAAAAAGGUGAAUAAAGAUGAUCUUCUGGCUGUAUUUCCUCAAGCAUCAACGGUUCAUAUUAAUCACUUUCGUGGUGAAGCUCGAAUUACGUAUGAUUUAGAGGAGGAUUGUCUGUUGGACCAGAAACAAGCAAAAGAUGUGUCGAUCGGUGGUCGGAAAAUCCAGGUUUUUACGAUUUCUGUUAAGAAAAAGGAUACAUCCCAUUCAGUACCUAAAACUGGACAGUCUGGAAUUUCUAACGCAGAUAAGGAUGUGCCGUCAAGUAUAGUAAUAGAUAGAUCUACUCUGCCUUUAUGCGAAGAAACUAUUUUUAAGUUAUUUCCAAAAGCAAUUGACUUCUGCAUACCCUCACAGUCAGUUUCUCAAAAUAGUGUGGCAUGUGUUAAGUUCGCCACUUUAUCACAAGCUAAACGAGCGAUCAAAUCAUUAGAUGGCAAAUCAAUGCGAGCUAGAAUAGCCAAUCCGAAAAGAAUGAGACUUCUUGGCAUUUCUGAAACGUUUACUACAGAGAAAAAGGAUGGAACUAAUAUACCUCUUUUUCCUAUUAAGGUCGAGCACAAUAAAACUAGUCAAAAAGUCAAACGAAACAAGAACAACCACAGAUCUAAAGCUCGAUUUCCGAGUUAACAUGUAAAUUUCUAAAUAAAUAUAAUACUGCAACUAA